CUUCAUCAUCUUCAUCAUCUUCAUCAUCUUUAUCAUCAUCAUUAUCAUCAGCUUCUCAUCUUUCAAGCUCUACUUCCGUCAAUCUUAAUCUCACGUGACCUUAUCUAUAUACUCUUGACUGACCUCAAUUACUUGUGCUGAAGAAACAUCUGCCAUUGAUUGUUGACAAACACACUUCCCCUAUCACCACCCCUCUUGAUCCUAUUCGUGAUCAAUCAACCAUGGGUUUCAUGCUGAAGAAGCCCGAAGAGGCGGCGGGCUCGGCAGCCCCCGCCAUCAUCGUGGGCCUGUUCGCUGCCUUUGGAGGUAUCCUCUACGGCUAUGACACCGGUACUAUCAGUGGUAUCAUUGCCAUGAAGUACUGGCGGGAGAUGUUUUCCACGGGGUACAUCAACCACAAGGAUGGUCUUCCCGAUAUCACCUCCUCCCAGUCUUCUAUGAUCGUCUCCUUGUUGUCCGCCGGUACCUUCUUCGGUGCCCUUUGUGCCGCUCCUGUGGCUGAUUACUUUGGUCGUCGUCUGGCCAUGAUCCUCGACUCCUUCGUUUUCUGCUUCGGUGUCAUCUUGCAGACUGCCGCAACCCGCAUUCCUCUGUUUGUGGCCGGCCGAUUCUUCGCCGGCUUUGGCGUUGGUCUCCUCUCGGCAACCGUUCCCCUCUACCAGUCUGAGACUGCGCCCAAGUGGAUCCGUGGUACCAUCGUCGGUGCCUACCAGCUGGCCAUUACCAUUGGUCUUCUGCUCGCCUCCAUUGUCAACAACUCCACCAAGGAUCGCAUGGACACCGGCUGCUACCGCAUUCCCAUUGCUAUUCAGUUCGCCUGGGCCAUUAUUCUGGUGACGGGUAUGCUCAUUCUGCCCGAGACUCCUCGCUUCUUGGUCAAGCACGACCGCCAUGAGGCUGCUGCCCAAGCGCUCGCCCGUCUGCGCCGUCUCGAAGUCAACCACCCCUCCAUUGUUGAGGAGCUCUCCGAGAUCCAGGCCAACCAUGAGUACGAACUCAGCAUGGGCAAGGCCAGCUUCGGCGAUAUCUUCCAUGGCACUCUGGGCAAGCGUUUGAUCACGGGAUGCUUGGUACAGGCCCUGCAGCAGCUGUCUGGUGUCAACUUCAUCUUCUACUACGGAACCACCUUCUUCCAGAACUCUGGCAUCAAGAACAGCUUCACCAUCACCCUGAUUACCAACAUUGUCAACGUGUGCUCCACCUUCCCCGGUCUCUGGCUGGUCGAGAAGUGGGGUCGUCGCCCUCUUCUUCUGUUUGGAGCCAUCGGCAUGUGUGUCUGCCAGUUCAUUGUCGCCAUCGUCGGCACGGCCACCUCUUCGGAAGUCGCUAACAAGGUGCUGAUUGCCUUCGUCUGUGUCUACAUCUUCUUCUUCGCUUCCACCUGGGGUCCCACUGCCUGGACCGUGACUGGAGAGCUGUUCCCCCUGAAGGCUCGCGCCAAGUGCCUUUCCAUCACCACUGCCUCCAACUGGCUCUUGAACUGGGCCAUCGCGUAUGCCACCCCCUACAUGGUGGACUCUGGUCCCGGCAACGCCAACCUCCAGUCCAAGGUGUUCUUCAUCUGGGGUGGAUUCUGCGCCGUCUCCGCUGUCUUCGUGUACACCUGCAUCUACGAGACCAAGGGUCUCUCCCUGGAGCAGGUCGACGAGCUCUACGCCAAGGUGUCUGCUGCCUGGCGUUCGCCUGGCUUCGUACCCUCAGUGCACUACACCGACGUUCGGGAUGUGGCCGAGGGCAAGGCCCGUGGUACUCUCGGGGAGUUGGAGCACGAUGCUCAGAUGAAGCGUGAGCACGAGCACAUCGAGUCUGCCUAGUGGCAUGACAUCAUCUUGUGUUUCAUUCUGGAGUACAUUUUGGAUUUGAUUAGGUUUCUAAUGUUGGGACGACGUUUAUCAUGUAUACUAUUAUCCAUUUGAUUAAGGAAGCGCAGCGAUUUGAGUUAUGUGUUAUGAGAAUUCCAAGUGUCAUAUAUGUCAACUGUCAAGUGUCAUGUUUAAGAAUGC
Messenger RNA from Aspergillus homomorphus CBS 101889, 2003 nucleotides. RefSeq names its product sugar porter family MFS transporter. Lineage: Eukaryota; Fungi; Ascomycota; Eurotiomycetes; Eurotiales; Aspergillaceae. Bases 222 to 1814 code for a protein of 530 amino acids. Gene Ontology annotation, biological process: transmembrane transport; carbohydrate transport. Gene Ontology annotation, molecular function: carbohydrate:proton symporter activity. Gene Ontology annotation, cellular component: membrane. The record is from RefSeq and is a predicted model, not a curated record. The transcript is spliced from 3 exons.